GGACACUACUUCCUCGUAGCCAUCUCACAAUCAAAACAUUGUCCGUGCGCAAUGGGUGAGUGUUUAUCUUCAUCCAAACAGGACAUCGUGUAAUCUAACACUUGACGCAAAUAGUCGGGGAGCUCCCCGAACAGCGUUUGUCGCACGAUGCUUCAGCUGAACGACACAGUGGAGCCGGAGAGUCAGGGCGCUGCGAUUCUCCACCCUGCAGAAACCGAGGAGGGGGUCGAGGUUGCUUUCACGCCGCCGGAGGCCGGGCGAAGCCUCGGAUACGGAGCCUCCGUGGCCUGCUGCCCCCCGUUACAGACGCUGACGCCUUUUCAUGUGCAUAACCCCACCAUGCAAGCGAAAGUGAAGGACUAUUUCGUGUUUAGGCCAGGUACCAUUGAGCAGGCUGUGAGCGACAUCAGGACUGUGGCACUCCCUUCAGAGGAUGGAGAGGUGCUCAGCGUCUGGCUGCUAGCUGAAAUCGACCACUGGAACAAUGAGAGGGAGAGACUUGUGCUUAUAACUGAUAGGUCGCUGCUGGUGUGCAAGUACGACUUCAUCAACCUGUUGUGUCAGCAGGUCGUCAGGAUCUCUCUCAACGCUGUAGACACCAUCUCAGUGGGCGAGUUUGAGUUCCCACCCAAAUCCCUCAACAAGAGAGAAGGCUACGGGAUUCGUGUUCAGUGGGACAAACGUCCUCGCGCCUCGUUCCUAAACCGCUGGAACCCCUGGUCCACAGAAAUGCCCUAUGCCACCCUCGCAGAGCACCCCAUGGCCCGCGCUGAUGAGAAGGUGGCCUCCCUCUGCCAGUUGGACAACUUCAGGACCCAACUGGUGCAGGCAGUGAAGAAAGCCCAUAAGGAGCACCCCAUCCCCGGUCGGGCUAACGGUGUCCUGAUCCUGGAGAGACCCCUGCUCAUCGAGACCUAUCUGGGAAUCAUGUCCUUCAUCAACAAUGAAGCAAAGUUGGGCUACUCCAUAACCCGUGGCAAGAUUGGCUUCUAAAUUCCAAGUUUCUCCAAAUUACAACAAAGUUCAACCCAUGUGUCUGUGUUACACUGCGCUGUCGGAGGGAAGCUUCACUACAGUGUAAUGCGCAAUCUGUAUGUGUAAGUUGAGCCCAUGAGAUGUCCACACUUCCUCAAGUUGGUGUUGCAGACAAGUGGUCAGCCUACUGUAGGUAAAUGAUGUGCAGCACUGCAUGGACUGCCUUUGUUUUUUGUUUGUUUUUAGCGCCCCACAGUCCCUUUCCUUCAAAGAGCUGCUCAGAGAUUUGUUAUACCCACGUGGGCAACCAGGAGUGUGUGCCCAUGUGACAUACGUUGGACAGAAAGGACAUAGCAGUUGCAUCAAUUCAUCAGCUUCUUGUAGUCUCACACUCCUUGUUUAACCACUGAUUGUCAAAACUAAUGUGAAGUUUAGACUUUGUUAGAGGAAGGCAAACAUCAUGGUCGUUAUAUCAAGGUUAUGGAUGCAGCGAAAAAAGGCUAGCUAGAGGAGAGCAGUGAAACUGAAACAUUACGAGGACUGCAUCGUUCAGAUCACAGAUGAUCACAAAGUGAUUAUUUUAAUAAAUGUUACUAAUCGGGAAACUGUUGCAGGAUCUGCACUGCUAUACUGAAAAGCUCUGGGAUCAGCAGUGUUGCUUAUGGAAGAAUAACAGCUGGAAUAGCCUAUUCAGCAUCCAUGAAACGUGUUCAGUGGAGAUGAUUAAAUUAAUUGUUGUGACCUUCCUCUCUUAUUGGCCAAUGUUGUGCUCUCCAUGCUUACAUUCGCCUGUCUGUGCUCAGAGCAGGGUCACGUACCACUUUGAGAACUGCGUUAGCUAAUGUAGCUAAAAUGUUCUUGUAUGUUCCAGAUGUUUUAUGCAACUCGUAUUUGUCAGCUGCACUGAACUGUGCAGUGGGAAUAAUGGUUGGGUUACAAAAUGAAAUACAUGCAGACAAAGCUUUGCAUCAGUUCAAUAACCACAAACUGCAUCCUAUAAUACAUUGUUGUGCUACCAAACGGUAACACACCAUAUUUUCAUGCUCAACAAUGUCAAUGAAUAAUUGUGUCCCCAAAUGCCUUUUUCUGGUCUUUACUCGUGCAUGUUCCCUGCACGUUAAGUUUGCAUGACAGAUGUUUUUAAAGGAAUAUCUUACAUGGAUUUGUAAAUACUAAUCAGGUUUUAUUUAUCUGCUGUUAUUUUGUUAACUCUUGAAUGCUUCUAGAAAAUAAAUAUUUCAUUGCCAGUU
Molecule: messenger RNA, 2225 nt
Organism: Cottoperca gobio
Lineage: Eukaryota; Metazoa; Chordata; Actinopteri; Perciformes; Bovichtidae
Gene: tprg1l
Product: tumor protein p63 regulated 1-like
Cellular component (GO): cytoplasm
Source: RefSeq, a predicted model, not a curated record